CAUUCGUUUUCAUUGGCUGAUCCGCGCGUCAUCAAGAGGAAACCCUUUCUGAAUGACCAAUCAACGGAAAGCGGAUUGUCUGACGAUUAUUUUGGUACAUGAUAAUCCAAGGUGAAAGAGGUCAAUGUCAAGUCGGCAAUUGUUUUUCUGGAAAAUUAUGAAUUUAUCAUGGACGUAAACAACAGCACAAUGAACGAUGCCGUUGGCGAUUCAACAGAAACUAUAUUAGGACUGCUGGUCAGUUUUUUUAUAUUUAUUAUUGACCAUGUCUGGUACAUGAACAUGCAUAAUGUUGAUUCCUGCUGGAUAUGACCCUUAAUAACUUCAAAUCUACAAAUGCUGGACGUUUGAAACCUGUACGAGAUAGAUGACGAGAGAUGUAUAGACAUGCUGCUGCUGGACAGUACUGCCUCCAAUGGCAAUUCUUUUUUUCUCAAAUACAAACAAUAACAGUCUGAUGGUAACCAGUAUUGGUAUAUGUAUAAAAAAAGUUCAAGAAUUCUGAAUUGUUUUAGUUAUUUUGAUUUACAUUUGCUCCUGCUGUCACAACACAGAUGCUAUCAUGACACAUUUGAAUUAUUUAUCAAAAUCUUUUGAAAUAUAAACAAAAGUGAUUAGUUUAUUUGAAAAUGCUUACUUGUCAAUGCAUCUGAGGUGGCGACACUUGUAGUAAAUUGUUUUUGCAUGAUGUUUUGGUGGUGAUUUUAUUAAUAUAUAAAUCAAUUUUAAUUUUCAGGUGAAAUAAAUACAGCUAAAAUAUUGAAUAAAGACAUAACAGAGCUGUUUCAAAAAAAUGUAUUUCAACAAGGGGUUGUGAUAGGGAAAGAGAAGUUUCCGAAUAUUAAUUGGGAUUUGUAUGAUCAAGUUGUACUAAGAACAAAAGUUAACAGAGUAGUUGAGAAAGUUAAGAAUUUAAGGAAGAACAAUAAGGCCAAAUUAAAUAGUUUUCUUGAACAAGACUUUCAUUUUCCUGUUAAAAAGCCUGUCACAUCUUCAUUUGAAUACCUACAAGAGAAUGAAAGAAAAAGAGUGAAAGAAAUAGAGAAAGAAAGAAACAGAGCUGUUGGUGAAAAUGUGAAAUUAAAGAGACAACUCAAAGAAACUGAUUUUAAUUUAGACAAUUUAGAGUUGCAAAUUGAACAUUUUGAAACUAAGAGUCAUAUAUUGUUAAGACUUUUAGAUAUAGCAGGGGAAAAAUGUAAAGAUACAUUGCACCUUAAAAGGGAAUGUAAAUCUUGGGAAAAAAAAUAUGAUAACUUGUCAAACCAGUUAGACACCAAUUUAGAUAAAUUGCAAGAUAUGAAUGAGCAAUUGGCAAGUUUUGGGCCAAGAAAUACAAGUAGAAAAAUUAGAAGAAGGGAUCAAAAAAUUGAAAAGUUAGAGGGUAUAAUUGAUGAGAAACAAAAUGAACUAGGCCAACAAAAUGUAGAAAUAAAGUUAUUAAACAAGGCAUGUGAGAAAAAUGUAUCUGAUUUAGAUAAAUUAAAGAAAGAUAAGAGAAGUCUGUUGGUAAAAGUCUGUAGAAUGUCAAAACAGCAGCAUUCUUCUAAAUUUGAUCAAAUAAGAGAAGAACAUGUUUUUGAAAUACAAAAUUUAAAAGCUGAUAUAGCUGCCAAACAAGAUAGAAUAUUAGAAUUGGAAGAUUUAAAUAGCAUUUUGGCAGAUGAUAAAAUAGAAUCAUUUUAUGAUGGUAAAUUCUCAAAUGAAGUAAGGGAAACUAUCAUGACUUUACUCACUGAGUGUGGAGUAAGUCAAAAGAAAGUUAAUAAUGUAAUUAGCAUAGUUUUAAAAAAUUUGACUGGUAAGCAACUGUCAAGAUUGCCAAGUGCUGGUGUGAAAAGCAGACUUUUAAUUGAGGCAAAAAGGGUUGCACAAAAACAGGUAGCAGAAGCUAUGCUUAAUUAUGAGUAUGAUUUGCCUGAUGUAAAUGACAUGGGCCAAGGACAUAAAGGCAACUGCUUACAUCAAGAUGCCACUUCCAAACAUCAUAAGCAUUUUCAGUCUUUCCAAAUUACAACACCUGAUAAAAAAACUUUUUCAUUAGGCCUAAAUGAAGUUGGAAGUGGCGAUGCUGCAUCAAUCAUGUCCUCAUUUAAAAACAUAAUUUCUGACUUGGGACAGGCAGCACAAAAUGAGCCUGAGAUUGUCUCGCGUUUAACGUGUAGCAUUGUUUCAACAAUGUCUGACCAAGGGGCAGCUAAUCCUCUUUUUAAUCAACAGUUAAAGGAAUUUAAAGAGAGUCUUUUACCAGACAUAGUUGAAAACUGGGAAAACCUUGAUAUUAAUACUCAGACUGAAAUGGCCAAGAUGUCAUCUUUCUUUUGUAAAAUGCACAUAUUUGUAAACAUGGCUAGUGAGGUUGACAAAUGUUUACAGGUUUUUGAAAGCAACGUUUGUAAUGGAAAAAACCCAUUUGCAUUUGAGUGGAAGGAGAGUGGUGCUUCUCGUCUGACUAGGACAGCGAGCAAAGCCCUAACUCUUCAUGGGUGUGAAAAGUCUGGUGUUGGCCAGCACUUUCAUACUCAUCUGAAAGAAAGAGAUAUUGAUAAUAAGCUAAUUACAUUUAGAGGUCAUAGAUUUAACCACUUGUUUUAUGCUGCUGGGGCAACUUAUCAUCAUUUAAAUGAUAUCAUUGAUUUUAUGGAAAGCUGGGCAGAUCCAAAUGAUUUAUUAAAAAGCAUUUCUUUUGAUGUCAGAGAAAAAGCUUUUGCAAGUGGCAUAAGGGCACUGGGAAUAAUUGACAAAUUAAUUACAGGUCCUUUUUGGAGAAUUAUUGAAACAUCAAAAAAUAUCUUAGAUUUAAACCCAACUCUUUGCCACUUGCAAAAAAAACUUCAGGAAUUGUCUGUUGAUGCAUCUCCACUUUUAGCUGGUGAAUUGGUAUUUGAAGGUGUGGAGGUGCAUCGAGAUUCUAUUUUUGAUUCAUUGUUGAAGGAUACUGGUGAUCCUGUAUCUGAAAUGUAUACACAGAUGGCAUUAGAGCUUUGUAUAGGUGGUAUGCUUCUAAUUCUAGAAAGGCAAGCUAAAGACCAACUGCCUGGUGGGAAGUUCUUUGAACCAUCUUUUAGGGAUCAAAUCCAUGGUAUUUCUGUACCUACAACAAAUACAUGCUCAGAGAGAGAUUUUGCCCAACUUGACAUGUUGGUAAGGCUAAAACCUUCUGCUACAACUGUAGCAUAUGAAUCUAUAAUUAUGUGGUCUAACAACAAAACAUCAAAUUGGCUUUCAAAACUAUCAGACACUGAUAGAAACAAGAUUAUAGAUGAUGCUAGGGUUAGUGCCCCACAUAUGAUUGAGUCAUUUAAAACACGACAACAAAUUCUUUUCAAUAAAAAACUUGAAAUUCUAAGAGCAAAGAAAGAAAAAAAGGCAAAUAAAGAAAACAAAGAGUACACACAAAAAGUGAAAUUAACUGGUCAAUUAAAUGAGCUUGGUGGUAUGUGGGUAACCCAACAACAAAUAGAGUGCUACAAGGUUCAAAUAGAAGAAAAACCCACAUAUAAUGUAUUGUUUAAAGAAGCUUUAAUAGCACAACUUCAAUUUAGAAAGCAGGUCAUUAAAAGCAAAGGGCCUAAGGAGUUAUAUCAACAGUCAUACUGUGAAAGAUCCCUGUCAGAAAUACAAGAUGCUUUUUGCACGGAGACAUUUGGGUCAUGUAGAAACCUCGGCACUGGAAUAAGUUUUAAAUGUAAAGAUGGACUUGAUAUGAUAGGACGCCCAUUUGCUGUUUGUACAGAAUAUGGGGAAUGGAAAGUUUUAUUUCAUUGCAAAGAAUCUCCCUUGUACCCACCACGUGACUGUACUGGUAUACCACGCCGCGCUGGAUCUGGUGUCUACAAAAUUCAUCCAACGACGUCUGUUAAGUUCGAUGUCUAUUGUGAAAUGGAUACAGAAGAUGGUAGCUGGACAGUAAAACAAAGGAGAUUAGACGGCAGUACAGACUUUUACAGAAGAUGGACAGCUUAUGAAGAAGGAUUUGGGAAUCUUACAUACAAUUUCUGGUUACAAUUUAAAUUUUCAGUAGGAAAGGCAAAAAUUCAUAAAAUAGUCGCAACUGGUAAUUAUCAACUAAGAAUAGAGUUAGAAGACUUUGAAGGAAAUACCGCUUGGGCUGAAUACACUAGAUUCUACAUUGGAGACGUUUCAACAAACUAUAGAUUGGACGUAAGCGGUUACGAAGGAACUGCUGGAGACAGCCUAACAUACCAUAACGGACAAAUGUUUUCUACGUACGACAGAGAUAAUGAUAUACAUCUGGGAAAUUGUGCAGUUAAGUUUAAAGGAGCAUGGUGGUACAAGAUGUGUCACCACUCUAGUCUAAAUGGAGAAUACCUAUCGGGAAUUAAGUCUUCUUAUACUGAUGGGGUCGGAUGGUUUCAUUGGAAAGGACACUUCUAUUCCCUAAAAUCAACAAGACUAAUGAUCAAGAAACUGUGA
Molecule: messenger RNA, 4437 nt
Organism: Mytilus trossulus (common blue mussel)
Lineage: Eukaryota; Metazoa; Mollusca; Bivalvia; Mytilida; Mytilidae
Exons: 8
Coding region: 1300-4437 (1045 amino acids)
Molecular function (GO): 3'-5'-RNA exonuclease activity
Source: RefSeq, a predicted model, not a curated record